This is a messenger RNA of Aspergillus wentii DTO 134E9, 321 nucleotides long. RefSeq lists its product as uncharacterized. Lineage: Eukaryota; Fungi; Ascomycota; Eurotiomycetes; Eurotiales; Aspergillaceae. The record is from RefSeq and is a predicted model, not a curated record. The transcript has 2 exons. Bases 1 to 321 code for a protein of 106 amino acids.
AUGAAGGCCUUUACUGCCCUCGCAGCUUUUGCUGCUCUCUGUGCUCCUGCUGCUGCUUUCGGCAACUCGACUGCUCCUUGGGGCAACUAUACUGUUCAUGCGAACUCUACUCGCCCUGCGCCCUCUACUUUCUCUACUCACCCGGCAAGCUCGAGUGUUGUCCCAUCUGCAACCCCCACUCCUGAGUGCGAUCCUUCUGAGCACCACAAGACCGGUGGACCUCCCUUCGGCCCUGCCUGCAAGACUCCUCCUGGCUGGAUCAAGAAUGGCCGCCCUACUGCUCCUGCCAAUGGCUACUACGACCACCACCCCCAGAACUAG